Messenger RNA from Candidozyma duobushaemuli, 879 nucleotides. Its product is annotated as GATA-type transcription factor. The transcript has a single exon. The coding region runs from base 1 to 879 and encodes 292 amino acids. NCBI's taxonomy places the organism in Eukaryota, Fungi, Ascomycota, Pichiomycetes, Serinales, Metschnikowiaceae. Gene Ontology annotation, molecular function: zinc ion binding; sequence-specific DNA binding. Gene Ontology annotation, biological process: regulation of DNA-templated transcription. The record is from RefSeq and is a predicted model, not a curated record.
AUGGUUUACGUCUCCGACUGGGAAAAGUCUUCCUACUACAACUAUCCCCAUUUUCCGCCUUAUCGCGUUAGAAGGGAUAUCCAGCCCGUAAGGCUUCCUUCGGUGGCCGAAAUCUUGAUGAAGAUCAAGGAAUAUGAGUCUCAUCCACAAGGCCAACAUAUGCAUUGGAGUCCAGCAUCAACACUGCUGUUUGUUUCGGAUAUUUCAAACUCGACAGCAGCAACCACUCCACCUAGGGAAAUUGGAAAAUUAAACAACCUCAACACCAUGGCGCAACCUAUAGCCAGAACCAGUUCCUUUGAGUCUAUCAAGGACACCCUUCUUCCAUCACCAGUUCCAACCCACCUCAACAAUUUUGGAUCACCAACGAGAGCUUCAAGUGGAUUAAAUAACGAGAUUUCCCCAAGUGAAAAUUCUAUUGAGUCUUCCCAAAGUGGCAGUCUAACUGGCUCACUGGGUUCCUCAAGUCCAGGAUCAACAGACCUGAUUACAAAGCUAGGCCAUUCGCCAAAGUACAACUCAAAGCAUCAUCUGCCAAAGAAACGCAGACUGUCCAAGAAAAAGUCCAAAUCCAACGGCAGAAGUAAAAAGCCCAAAACGCACUGUCACCAGUGUGGAUUGACGUCCACGCCAGAAUGGAGAAGAGGCCCUACAGGCUCUAGAUCCUUGUGCAAUGCGUGUGGUAUCUACUACAUGAAGCUCCUUCGUCGGUUCACUGAGGACCAGGCAAACUCUAUAUUUGUGUUCAAGAAAAACACCAACACUAUUUCGGAGAGAAUCAUUCCGUCUUUCGACCAGAUGGCCCAGAUGAGCGGAGAAGUUCAGCAGCACAAUUGGCUGAUGCUCACCGGGGCUGCCAUGAUGAUAGAUAGCUGUUAA